AAUUUAUUUAAAAUUAAAUGUUUGAGAAGGAAAUAGUGAUUGAUGGAAAAGGCCAUUUACUUGGUAGAUUGGCUUCAUAUAUUGCCAAGGAAUUGUAAAGAGGAUAAAGAAUUGUUGUUGUUAGAACUGAGUUGAUUUAACAAUCUGGAUCUCUCUUUAGAAACAGAGUCAUCUUCGAAGAAUAUUUGAAUAAGAGAAUGGCUUUCAAUCCAAGAAGAGGAUAUAAGCACUAUAGAACACCAUCAAGAUGCUUUUGGAAGGUUGUUAGAGGAAUGCUUCAAUACAAGUCAAAGAGAGGAGCAGCUGCCCUUGAAAGAUUAAAGGUCUUUGAAGGUGUCCCUCCUCCUUAUGACACAAGAAAGAGAUAAGUCGUUCCAGAUGCCAUUAAAUUGAUCAGACUCAAAAACCAUAGACCCCACUGCUCUUUGGGUGAUUUAUGCGCUUCAGUCGGAUGGAAUUCAUAAGCAGUUGUUAACAGACUUGAGGAGAAGAGAAAAUAAAGAGGUGCCACAUAUUACAAGAGAAAAAUUCAAAGAGAAAAUCUCAGAAGAAAGGCUAUUGGAGCUAAAGAACUUACUAGCAUCAAUGCAGAAUUAGAGAAGUUGGGCUAUUGAAAUAUUAUAAUAACAUAAUGUACAAUUAAAUAUUGAGUAAUGU
This is a messenger RNA of Paramecium tetraurelia, 657 nucleotides long. RefSeq lists its product as uncharacterized. Gene Ontology annotation, molecular function: structural constituent of ribosome; mRNA binding. NCBI's taxonomy places the organism in Eukaryota, Ciliophora, Oligohymenophorea, Peniculida, Parameciidae. Gene Ontology annotation, biological process: translation; negative regulation of translation. The transcript is spliced from 3 exons. The record is from RefSeq and is a predicted model, not a curated record. Gene Ontology annotation, cellular component: cytosolic large ribosomal subunit; ribosome.